CGGGUUUCCAUAGGACACGUACCCGACUUGCCGACACCUGAGGGGAUUGUGCUAGGGAAGUGAGAACAGUAGCGGGCAUUGUAGCUGGGUAGCAUUCUUUGUGGAGCUGCCAUACACUCAGGAUAGCCAUAUAGCAUACAAUAGGCACCUUUCCAGAAAAAUAUACUGUUUCCCCCGUAAGUCUCACUGUAGCCUUUUUCGCUUCGCAGAAGGGGUGGCGACUUUGACAGUUCGUUGCUCAACGAAUCGCGGGUACGGGUUAAGUGCUGCUCGAGGGAAGACUCAGUUUCUGGAUAGUGUGUAAUAACUACAGCCUUUUCUUGGGAAAACAUUCAUCAAGAACCACAUUCUACCAGAAACUUUGUGCGUGAGGUUGCAGCGUUUAUCGGCCGCAGUCGCAGUGCUAGAUGGGGGGGCCGGACGCGCAGCUCCUAGCAGGCAGUUGUGCUGCAGAACUUCCAGUGUACGAGGGGUUUAAGCUUGUAGAACUCCGAAGAGACACACUCCCCCACAGCACGUCCUUUUACGUCAGUGUGUCAUUUCUUGAUUUUUCGCCAAUUGUCGAAUGAGUGCAUAUGUUCACUCUCCAGUGUGACGUACCUGUGGCGUGGGCCCCCCGCGACAACGGCCGCCGCAGAGCGGACGGUGGUCCACAGGAACGGCACCCGAUGGGCGCCUGGUCCCGUGACGAAAGAAUGCGCUUCCAAACGCGAAUAAUAACCAAAUUUCGAAAGCAUUUUUGAAACCCCACCGCAGUACUCUGUGAUAAAUCUCAAGAUCUGGCGUCGAACCUACGCAGUACAGCAUGCCUUUUAUUUUGUGCUCUUCUGAUGUCGUGAAGCAUCGAUUGAGGUGUCGGCAGUACAGCCUGUGCUUUGAUUCGCGGUUACGGCGGGCGGAAGCAGCGCGGCCGCGCACGGGGUUCACACAACAGUUUGUCUGCUUCUCAUUUGGCGUGUUGCAGCGCCUGCUUUGUUUCGUUUGUCUUCUUAAGAAUGUCUACACGGACAACACCCACAGGGCGGUCUGAGACUUUGCCAACUCAAAAAAGUCAACACCUUUGUGAGCGCGCCAACGAACGGCAAUCGGUGGAAGGGGCCAUUUUCGGUUGGAGCUGUGCGAGGGAAGUGGGGACGGUGUGCGCGAGUGCAGAAGCCGCAUGCGCUGCGUUUGUUUGUCACAAAGGCCACGAAGCGACCACGUUCGAACACCCCACCCACCGUAGUUCACCCGAUCAAGAAAUGUCUCGGCCGGUGCGGACACUUCUCCCUCAUGGUCUUUCCCCUCACGGAUGUUUGACGCACACAACACGAGUUGGUACGCCAGCGACCUGCGCGUCACUUUUUUGUCCCAAACAUCCACGUCUUUGGAAGAGCGUUUACUUUCUCAGUAUCUGGUUUCUGUGUGCCGUCUUUGUUCCUAUCACCGUGGGAGCAGUACGAUACACUAAACAUCCGACGCGUCUCCGACCGGGAUCUUUACCGUGUGUUGCUUUUUGUUUAUAUUCUUCAAGACUUUCCACAAUGCCAAACCCACGCGUGUUCUUCGACAUCAGCAUUGACAAGAAGCCUGCGGGCCGCAUUGAAUUCGAGCUGUUCGCCGAUGUUGUUCCCAAAACGGCAGAAAACUUCCGUGCUCUGUGCACUGGCGAGAAGGGUACAGGUCGCAGCGGAAAGCCGCUAUACUACAAGGGAUGCCCCUUCCACAGAAUCAUUCCGCAGUUUAUGUGCCAAGGAGGUGACUUCACCCGCAUGAAUGGAACUGGUGGCGAGUCUAUUUACGGUGAAAAGUUUGCGGAUGAGAACUUCAGCUACAAGCACUCCGAGCCCUUCCUCUUGUCUAUGGCGAAUGCUGGACCCAACACCAACGGCUCUCAGUUUUUCAUUACAACUGUGCCCUGCCCCUGGUUGGACGGCAAGCACGUUGUUUUUGGGAAGGUUGUUGCUGGACAGGAGGUUGUGAAAAUGAUGGAGGCAGAGGGCCGUUCCAAUGGUCAACCCAAGUGUGCUGUUGAAAUUUCGUCAUGCGGUCAGCUCUCGUAAUCAUAUCACGUGUAUGCAUGAGUUACCUAUAGCUGGUUCGGUGUAUGUGAGCUAGCUGCUGGUGACAAGCACUCGUUCAACAAGAAGAGACUGUUGAACACGUGGAUGCUGUGUGGUGAGUUUGGUGGUGCGUCGAUUGUGAGGCGCUUGCUGCGCAUCGGUUGUCAAGACUAGCAAAACCCAGUCUAUCCCCGGAUCUAUGUCAUUCCUCGCAUGUAAGAUACAACGGCGGCUUUCGGAAAAGCUUUUUUGCUUUCCACAUGCCGUUACUCCAAGCAGCGGGCCAGCAGCACACCGCCACUACAUCGUCAGAAACAGCAAACGCACCGCCCCAUAUAGUUUUGAAUUGAUGUAAUAGGCUAGUUCAACCCGUUAAGAAGGCCACUCGUAUGCUGUCGGAGAGGCUAAGCGCAUCACGGAAUAACCGUCUCACGGGUGGGCAGCACACAGGGUCCUGUGCUGUUGUUGUUCACGGCCACAACGACAUAGCGGUAAGUCGCUUAGAGAAAGUAUUUCGAAGUGGCAGACCUGGCACUGAAACACAGGUAGGAAGAAGUGUGUCUCGUAGAAGCUUUGUUAGGGGCGCCCCUUGUUCGCGGUUUGCCAAGAAAGUGGAAGCGCAUCUCCUGGAAGGUAGUCGCGCGUUCUGAGUUGGGACGCAAGUAGGGUGGUAGUUUCUCGUGGCCGACAGGAUUAUGUCUACUAGCUUCAGUGACAAGUGCAGGGUUAUCCCAGGAGAUGUCGCUGUUAAAGGUCGAUUCAUCGAAAAUGCACUUUUUGGGAUGCACACGGUCUCAUCAUUCAGGUGUUGUACACUGCUCCGCACCUGCGUAGCAUAACACCAGUACAUUUUGUGAUGCUGGAUCACGACCAGUUUACUGGCAUUCCGCAGUAGGUCAACUGCAGUAGCCAAUAUUUUCAUGGAUAUAAUAUGAAUAGCACCCCUCGAGAUGCCUUGGGCGCUGGUAAGAAUUGUGGCGCUGGUACAUCCGGUUCCUCGUGUAAACGAUGCGAGCAUCCACCUCUGUUUAGGGUGGCUGACCCAGGCUGUUUGCGCAUCUUGCAAACGGCAGGCCACACGGAGUUGAUGCUCGCACUCAUCUCACUAGAACUUGUUUAUGGCGUGAGUUUUAGACUGCACAACACCAGUGGAUGAGUGACUGAUUUGGACCAGGCUCAACCUCAGCGUCGAUGUUAUGGAGCAGUGACAUUUAUCUGCAGCAGUUUCACUUGCUGCGUCGCCUUCCUAGCUAAAAAGAAUCACAGCAAUUAAGAGUCACGAGAAACUGCCACUUCAGCUCGACAAGGCAUGGUUUGAAGCACACGUCAGGUGACGUCUUGCGCGUGUGGGCGUGUCGUCCCGAGCUUCUGUUCGCGCAUGCCUGCAUACUGUCGGCUAGCUGGAAAGUAAAAAAGUGCCUCGCGAAAAGGGUG
Toxoplasma gondii ME49 is the source of this 3476-nucleotide messenger RNA. Its product is annotated as cyclophilin precursor. Gene Ontology annotation, biological process: protein folding; protein peptidyl-prolyl isomerization. Lineage: Eukaryota; Apicomplexa; Conoidasida; Eucoccidiorida; Sarcocystidae. The record is from RefSeq and is a predicted model, not a curated record. The coding region runs from base 996 to 2042 and encodes 348 amino acids. Gene Ontology annotation, molecular function: peptidyl-prolyl cis-trans isomerase activity. The transcript has a single exon.